GAGAAGGUCUCCCCUCGGUCACCGACAAACCAGGCUGGCUAUGUGUGCCCAAAGAUUGCACGCGCAAAGCGCAACCUGUCGCUACCCUGGCUGUCACAAAGGCACAUGGCAGAAUCCUGAUGGCUCGUACUCCCCUUUCUGCUCAAAGAAGCAUAGGGACGUUAUGCAACAGUCUAAUGGACACGGUCCUAGUGUAGGCGGCGCGAAGCUUUGUAAGAAUUGCCACUCACGCCCGGUGUAUGUCGACGUCAAUCGCACGCACGACUUUUGUGGCCAGCGUUGCAGCGCACAAUACCAGGCAGGGGGAGGAACACAGAAAAAGCUCUGCAAGAACUGUCACUCGCGACCUGUGUAUGUCGAUAAAAGUGGCACGCACGAAUUUUGCGGCAAGCGUUGCCGGGACUCCUUUCAAGCAGGCGUCGGGGGAGCUCAAAGGCUUCAGCGCGCUGGGAUCUGUAAGCUCCCAGGAUGCCAGAAACCGGUCUACGUAGGACCCGAUGGCGUGUCGAGCGAUUACUGCUCUAGAGCGCAUCGCAGUCAAUGUGUACAAGACAACGACGAAUUAUGCCUCCUGUGCGAGCAACGGCCCAAGGCCACCAUCAACGGGAAAUUGAGCGAUUUCUGCUCAAAUAAAUGUAAAGAGGACACAUUUGACUCGGCUCCCAUCAUCUUGAAUGUUACCGAGAAGACGAAGACCUUCCAGGAAGUGGCGAAGCAGUUCACAGAUCAGUGGAAGCACCCCUCCUUCCGUAUUCCUCCUGUAGUCAAGAUAUGGAAGAUCUACUGUGACAAAGAUCACGCCGACCAGUUCAUGUCGUACAAGCACGAUGUCGAACGCAGCACCGGCAUCGCCGGGGGAAAUAGCAGGCGACGUUGGCACGGCACAAUCCGGACUUGUACCAUCGGCGAUAGCGGUAAAGACUUCAGUCUAUGCAAGGACCCCAAUUGCUCGCUUUGCAGCAUUAUCACUACGUCCUUCCGCAUCGUCAGAGCUGGCCAACGCACGAACUUUGGCCGCUUUGGGGCAGGGAUAUAUACCUCUGCGACAUCGUCGAAAUCGCAUGACUACGCUCAACAGCUAGGCGGCGGCUCGAAGUACAAGGCGAUGCUACUUACCGACGUCGUGAUGGGCAAGACGAUCAAGCUGACAACAGGAGACCCAUCCUUGACUGAGCCACCGCAUGGCUACGAUUCGGUCGUCGGCGAGCCUGGCGGUGAUUUGAACUACGAUGAAGCGAUUGUCUACAGGGACGACGCGAUUCGACCUCUGUUCUUAGUCAUCUACGACGGUUGAUUUUUGACUCCGUCCGCUUUGCUGCGGUAUAGCACUACAAGAACUGUAUUCCGCCGCGGCCUCGCAGCUCUAGUAUGUCAGUUUGGGUGUAGUACGAAUAUGAUACUUGCUGGACGGCCGCUCA
Fomitopsis serialis is the source of this 1418-nucleotide messenger RNA. RefSeq lists its product as uncharacterized. The record is from RefSeq and is a predicted model, not a curated record. The transcript has 14 exons. Gene Ontology annotation, molecular function: NAD+ poly-ADP-ribosyltransferase activity. NCBI's taxonomy places the organism in Eukaryota, Fungi, Basidiomycota, Agaricomycetes, Polyporales, Fomitopsidaceae. Bases 41 to 1294 code for a protein of 417 amino acids.